AUGGAAACUUUAGAUUACCUACCUGAGGCCAUGUCCACUUCUGACACGAACUCGCAGUUUACCAGCCUGAGACUGGAAUUCCAGUCCCUUGAGAGUCUUCUAAAAGAUGCUGUCCAUCGGCAGUCGUUGCUCCUCUCCCGCCUGGAGACGCUGCAUGGAACACGUCCAUCGGAUUCCACAGUCUCGGUGUCUCUGGGUUCUUUCAGCCCGACUACGCCGUCGGAGGCUGCAUCGACCACUUGGACUACAGUGGUGAGGAAGAAUAGCCGGCUGUCUCUCCCCCUGUUUGCUCCAGAGGAUGACGAAUUCUCUGUUCCUGUUGACAACUUCUUUGCACCGCUCCAACUCCUCAAGACACAGAGCCCAAGGCUCCGGAGAUUGGGGCUACCGGAGAAGCCGCUCAGCCACCUAUUUUCCUAUAAAGACACAUCCUCCCCCCAACUUCUUCUGCUUGGAGAUUCUAUAAUGAAUGGAAUCUUGCUCCCAGAAGCCAUCACCUACUCCCUGAGGGAUGGCAAGAAACUCUUCCCUGAGGACUAUGAACAUCAUGUAUGUUCAUUCGAGCCUCUUGAGGGCAACAACUGCAACAUUUCCCUGAAACUAAAGGUACACACGGAGGAGGAGGUUCACAGAUGGCUUCAAGCCUUUCAAAAGUCAUCGCAAACAACAUGGCGGGUGAACAAAACCUAUCCUGCGGAACGUCAAACAAAGAACAUGUACAGACAUAAUCACCUGCUCAUGUGUGCUGAGGCUAUGGGGUACCGUGAUGUAGCACCUGAGACAACACAGAAGCUCGAAGCUCUUUUUCAAAGCGGCCACUCUCCCUCUUCUGCUUUAAGCACUUUAAAAUACGACCUUCAGGAGGAGAAGGGUGAUGCCUAUGUCUUUGCUUCUGCGGAUCGCUCCAUCUGCCCUGAUCUGAGUUUCUGCUUCAGACUGUAUUACAACAUAUUCAAAAAGGCUUAUGGUGAGCUAUCCGGGGAUGCCAUGCUUUGCAGCCUCCAGUCAUCUCUUGAUGAAUACAAUGCCCAACAGGGAGAGACAUGCGCACUACUGAAACUAGAUGGCAAUCAGACCAUCAUUGCCAUCUGCACUCCACUGAUGAAGCGUGUCCAUGCUCUUGUUCGGCACAGUGCAGAGAUCGUCUUUGUGGACUCCUCUGGCAACUGUGACCGCACAAACAGCCGUAUUUUUCUUCUGUUGACGCAUUCAGCUGCUGGUGGCCUGCCCCUGGGAGUGGUGAUCACAACCUCUGAGUCGCAGAAUACCAUCACUGCAGGACUUAAGUUGCUGAAAGACCUUCUCCCGCAGGACGCAUUCUCUGGGAGAGGAGACCUUGGCCCACAGGUCGUGAUGACCGACGACUGCCAGGCCUUGCGUCAGGCUGUCCUUGACGUGUACCCCCAAACCCACCCCAUUCUCUGUGUCUUCCACAUCCUUCAAGCGAUGUGGAGAUGGCUGUGGGAUGCUAACAAUGGGGUCCCAAAAACUCACCGCCAACAUCUGUUGCAGCUGUUCAAGGUACUGGUCUAUGCAAGGUCUCCAUCAGAUCUGGAUGCUUCAUACCAUCAAGCCAUCCAGGACUCCAUAGCUAGCCAGUACCAAAAGUACACGAAACAUCUGGCAGCGGUUUUUAAGAGGCGUGAGCUGUGGGCACUCUGUCUGCGUUCCCAUCUCCCAACACGAGGGAACAACACCAACAACUAUGUGGAGAGUGCGAUGAGGGUACUCAAGGACCAGAUCUUCUACAGACUGAAAGCGUACAACAUCACCCAACUGGUGGACUUCAUCACAACCAGGCUAGAAGCUUAUUACAUCCGAAGGCUCAUAGAUGUGACUAACAACAGGACCACCAAAAAGCUGCCAAAGCCGAAGGGGCGUGUGAGCACCGAUGGCAUUGUGAAGGAGGAUGAAGUGAAUUUCACAGUCCCUAGUGCCUUGACUGAUGCCACAUACAAUGUGAAUGUGUCCUUGGGGACUUGCACCUGCUCAGAUGGCAGCACUGGUGCUUUCUGCAACCAUCAGUAUGCAGUGAUGCAAGCCUUCCAACUGCAAGACAGCAACCCUUUAGCAAUUACCACACCUGCCGCAAAGAGGUUGUUUUAUCAGAUCGCAACAGGAAAGAACAAUGUCCCAGACAACUGGUUCAUGCGUAUGGAGGAAGUGGAGGAAAUUCCAUCUGUUGCAGAUCUCCAGAAAGACCAAGCUAUAUCAACAGAUGAAGGGUCAUCAGCUGAUUCCUCACUUGAUGAAAGCUUGCUAGCCGGUGAAGGCGGCUCUACAGACGCUGAAGACCUGUCUGUUCCUGUGACAGAACUUGAGGAUCGUUUCAAAAACAUGUGUGAGGGCCUGCUAGGAAAAAUGAAAACUGAUCCAAAUUUCCAGACGGCAUUGCAAAAAAUGGUUACUUCUUACAAUAAGAUGACUGACAAUCAGCUUAUUUCAGCGUUGUCCACGUUUGGGAAAUCUGGCACAAACACUGCAGCCAAGCUGUUGAAAAAGAGGGCAAGAAAAUGCUUACAGAUGAGUGUGGCAAUUGGUGUACAACCAACUGCAGUUGCUCGCCGUAAAGCCCCACUCGGAGGUAGACGGGCACUUAUAACUGGGCGUCCUACUAAAAGAGCCCGGAAAGACCACAAUUAUGUCCGAGUUGUCGGGGCAAAUGCACUGCCCAAACGGUCACCACACUCAUUUGCCCAAUGUGUUUCCGAGUGUGUGACUCUGGGCCGUCAACACAGAAAAUAA
This is a messenger RNA of Sardina pilchardus (European sardine), 2745 nucleotides long. RefSeq lists its product as uncharacterized. Lineage: Eukaryota; Metazoa; Chordata; Actinopteri; Clupeiformes; Clupeidae. The transcript is spliced from 8 exons. Bases 1 to 2745 code for a protein of 914 amino acids. The record is from RefSeq and is a predicted model, not a curated record. Gene Ontology annotation, molecular function: zinc ion binding.